AUGGCGUCGAAAUUUAAAAAAAUAGCAGUAGGAAGCAUAGCAGGAACAGUUGGAGCAGGAUUAGCGGCAUACCUUCUACUCAAAGAUGAGGGAAAACAAAGAUGGCCAGCCAACGUAAGUGCCAAAGAACCUAGUCAAAAAUUGAAACGAGUACUUCCCACAAGAGCUGAACAAAUCAAAUCCCUUCAAACAGACAAUUUCGACGUUGUGAUUAUCGGAGGAGGUGCUACUGGAGCAGGAUGUGCCCUAGACGCCCAAACACGAGGUUUAAAGACUGCGUUAAUAGAAUCUGACGAUUUUGCCAGCGGUACUUCCAGUCGUAGUACGAAAUUAAUUCACGGUGGUGUACGAUAUCUCCAAAAAGCUAUCAUGCAAUUAGAUUACGAACAAUAUAGAAUGGUACAAGAAGCCUUGCACGAACGUGCUGUUAUGUUAUAUCAAGCCCCACAUUUGGCGCAUCCUCUUCCAAUCAUGUUGCCAGUAUACAGGUGGUGGCAAGUACCUUAUUACUGGGCUGGUAUAAAAGCUUACGAUAUUAUAGCUGGUAGACAAACUGUCAAAUCUUCAUAUUUUCUAUCAAAAAAUAAUGCUUUAGAACUAUUUCCAAUGUUGAGAGGCGACAAACUUGUUGGAGGUCUUGUUUACUAUGAUGGUCAACAAGAUGACGCUAGGAUGAAUUUAGCCAUAGCUUUGACGGCCACUUUGAACGGAGCAACUAUAGCCAAUCACGUUUCCGUCACUAGUCUGCUCAAAGAAAGUAAAAAUGGCAAAGAUGUAAUAUGCGGGGUAACCGUCAAAGAUGAAUUGAGCGGAAAAACUUGGAAUAUACCGGCGAAAUGCGUUAUCAAUGCCACAGGACCGUUUACGGACAGUAUUAGAAAAAUGGACGAUCCUAAUGUUAAAGAGAUCUGCGCGCCAAGCAGUGGGGUACAUAUCACGUUACCAGGAUAUUACAGUCCUGAACAGAUGGGUCUUCUUGAUCCUGAUACCAGCGAUGGUAGAGUCAUCUUCUUCUUGCCUUGGCAGAGACAUACAAUCGCAGGAACAACAGAUUUGCCUUGUAAAGUAACCCAUAAUCCAAAACCUACUGAAGACGAGAUUGUGUUCAUUUUGGAAGAGGUUAAGAAUUAUCUUAAUCCUGACGUGGAAGUUAGAAGAGGGGAUGUAUUGUCUGCCUGGAGUGGAAUCAGACCUUUAGUUUCUGAUCCAAAUAAACCUGAUACCCAAUCUCUAGCUAGGAAUCACAUAGUGCACGUCAGUCCAUCCGGAUUAGUUACAAUUGCCGGUGGAAAAUGGACUACUUACAGAUCCAUGGCUUCCGAAACGAUAGAUGCAGCUAUUGAAAGUGCUUGUUUGAACCCGAAACACGAAAACUGUCAAACCGACAUGAUGCAACUAGUAGGGGCGCAUGGUUGGACGCCAACGAUGUACAUUCGUUUGGUGCAAGAUUUUGGACUCGAAUGUGAGGUUGCGCAGCACUUGGCUAAAUCGUAUGGCGAUAGAGCCUUUGCUGUUGCCAAAAUGGCGUCCUUGACAGGUAAAAGAUGGCCAAUCAUUGGUAAAAAGCUCCAUCCGGAGUUUCCAUACAUCGACGCCGAAGUUAGGUACGGAGUUAAAGAAUACGCCAUGACAGCCAUCGACAUGAUAGCCAGAAGAGUGAGAUUAGCCUUCCUUAACGUCCAAGCUGCACAAGAAGCCUUACCGGAUAUUGUAAAUAUUAUGGCGGAAGAAUUGGGUUGGUCUGCAGCGGAAAAGAAGAAACAAAUGAACGACGCUACGGAGUUUCUACAAAAUGAAAUGGGUCAAAACGUUAAUAGGGCCAGUAGAGAUAAAAUACCCAUCAAUCUGAGUAAAGAAGAGAUUCAGUUAUAUAUCAAAAGAUUCCAGUACAUUGAUAAGGAUAGAAAGGGAUAUGUAUCUAUUAAUGAUAUUAGAAGAAGCCUCAAGGAAUCAGGCGAUAAGGAAGUUAGCGGUGAAGAACUUCAUGAUAUUCUUAAAGAAAUCGAUACAAAUAUGAACGGACAAGUCGAACUUGACGAAUAUUUGCAGAUGAUGUCCGCUAUAAAAUCUGGACACGUCGCUUAUUCAAGAUUCGCAAGAAUGGCUGAACUGGAAGAAAUUAAGCAAGAAAAAGAUUUGUUAAAGAAGAAAGUAUCUGUAGAGCGCAGUGGAGGCGGAGUGUAA
Molecule: messenger RNA, 2184 nt
Organism: Psylliodes chrysocephalus
Lineage: Eukaryota; Metazoa; Arthropoda; Insecta; Coleoptera; Chrysomelidae
Source: the annotation of a GenBank genome assembly